Microthlaspi erraticum is the source of this 1212-nucleotide messenger RNA. The record is from the annotation of a GenBank genome assembly. Lineage: Eukaryota; Viridiplantae; Streptophyta; Magnoliopsida; Brassicales; Brassicaceae.
AUGAGCAUGACUCACCGGUCAAAAGCCACUCCAAGAUCUCAGAGGCUUGUUCUAUUGUUAUGUAUACUCGUCGCCGUGGCAUUUCUCAUCCUUUUCUCUUCCGUCGUUUCCAUUGGCGGAUUGGGUUUACCGUACCGGAACACCCUACUUGAUUAUUUCGUUAGGUCUCCUCGAACCAAGAGACAUCACAGUUUGUGGGACAAGUACUUGUAUUGGGGAUACAGAAUCGAUUGUCCUGGCAAGAACUGCGAGACUUGUGCUGGUUUAGGUCACCAAGAAUCAAGUCUUAGAUGUGCCCUUGAAGAAGCCAUGUUUCUUAACAGGACAUUAGUAAUGCCUUCUCGGAUGUGUAUCAAUCCAAUACAUAACAAGAAAGGUUUACUUAAUCGAUCCGACAAUGAAACUACAGAGGAAAGUUGGGAAGUGAGCUCUUGUGAAAUGGAAUCAUUGUAUGAUAUUGACCUCAUCUCCGAGGAGAUCCCUGUGAUCUUGGAUAACUCGGAAACGUGGCACAUUGUGUUAUCGACGAGUAUGAAACUUGGAGAACGAGGAGUUGCACAUGUGAAUGGAGCCAACAGGCAUGAGCUAAAUGAAUCUAGCCACUUUUCAGAUCUUUUACUCAUAAACCGAACCGCAAGCCCCUUGGCAUGGUUUGUUGAGUGCAAGGAUCGAAGUAAUCGUAGCGAUGUCAUGCUUCCGUAUUCAUUUCUCCCGAACAUGGCAGCAUCAAGAUUGAAAAAUGCUGCAGAAAAGAUAAAAGCAAAGCUCGGUGAUUACGAUGCGAUCCAUGUUCGUAGAGGUGACAAAUUGAAAACAAGAAAAGACAGGUUUCGUGUUGAAAGAAGUCAGUUUCCACAUUUAGACAGAGACACACGUCCAGAGUUUAUUCUUGGUCGGAUUCAAAAGCAUAUUCCACCAGGACGAACUCUUUUUAUAGGUUCUAAUGAGAGAACUCCUGGUUUCUUCUCGCCUCUCGCUGUCAGCUACAAAGUGGCUUACUCGUCGAAUUUCAGCGAGAUUUUGGAACCGAUAAUCGAGAACAAUUAUCAGUUGUUCAUGGUGGAGAGGCUGAUAACGAUGGGUGCAAAGACAUUCUUCAAAACAUUUAGAGAACACGAAACGGAUCUCAGUUUAACAGAUGAUCCCAAGAAGAACAAGAAGUGGGAAAUACCAGUUUACACCAUGGAUGUAGGCAAAGAAGAAGGAAGCUAA